This is a messenger RNA of Acinonyx jubatus (cheetah), 9560 nucleotides long. It is a transcript of the gene MAIP1, whose product is annotated as matrix AAA peptidase interacting protein 1. Gene Ontology annotation, cellular component: mitochondrial inner membrane. The record is from RefSeq and is a predicted model, not a curated record. The transcript is spliced from 5 exons. Bases 184 to 1191 code for a protein of 335 amino acids. NCBI's taxonomy places the organism in Eukaryota, Metazoa, Chordata, Mammalia, Carnivora, Felidae. Gene Ontology annotation, molecular function: ribosome binding. Gene Ontology annotation, biological process: inner mitochondrial membrane organization; protein insertion into mitochondrial inner membrane from matrix.
CCCGGGGCCACAGGGCCUCCGCGUGAGCUGCGUGCCGGAGAGCCGGAGUGAGGCCGACUCACCAGAGGUGGCAGCAACAGGCCAGAUUCACUCUCUAGUCUCCUCCGGAUGCGGCCAAGCUGGUUUCCCACCGACUUUCAUUCGACACGGCACAGACAGGGACUGGGGUGAAAAGCCAUAAAGAUGGCGCUGGCUGUUCGUCUUUUGCCCCGCUUGCUGCUCGCUCCGCCGCUGCCCGGCGGGGCCGGCCGACCCCGGACUCCCCGUGGAGCCGAGGUGAGACCGCCGUUGGCUGAACUCUGCCGCUUCUGCCGCCGCCGCCUCGGCUCCGGACCGGUCCCGCUUCCUCGAGUCACUUGGGCCUCGGCGCUGCCCGCUCGGGGCCCGCAGCGUCCCCUGCUCAGCCCUCCGGGACUACCCGCAGCCCUCUCCGCUUUCCCUGCCUACCCCCGGCGCAGCUACAGCGCCGAGGAGCAGCCCCAGCCGCGCCAGAAAACCAAGAUGAUCAUUCUGGGAUUCUCCAACCCCAUCAACUGGGUUCGGACUCGAAUUUACGCUUUCCUGAUCUGGGCCUAUUUCGACCAAGAGUUCAGCAUCGCAGAAUUCUCUGAGGGAGCGAAGCAGGCUUUUGCUCAUGUGUCCAAGUUGCUGUCACAAUGCAAAUUUGAUCUAUUGGAAGAACUUGUGGCCAAAGAGGUGCUACAUGUAUUGAAGGAAAAGGUUACUUCAUUACCUGAUAACCAUAAAAAUGCCCUUGCUGCUGACAUAGAUGAAAUUGUAUACACAUCAACAGGAGACAUCUCCAUUUACUAUGAUGAGAAAGGAAGGAAGUUUGUUAACAUCCUGAUGUGCUUUUGGUAUCUAACCAGUGCCAACAUCCCCAGUGAAACUUUAAGUGGAGCCAGUGUAUUCCAGGUUAAAUUGGGGGAUCAGAACGUGGAAACUAAACAACUUCUUAGUGCAAGCUAUGACACCAGUGAAUGUGGUUGUUUUCUGGGGUCUGCUUGGACCAGGUGGCUUCAACAGUCUCUACCAAAUGUCCUUCCGGCAGUGGAACUGCUUUUUCCUGUGUGGCCUGAGAACCUCCCGGACCCCACUCUGUUCCUGGGGAUUCGCCCUUCCCACCAGAGCACCACCAGGUAUCGAGCUGCAGAGCUGCAGCCUUUGCGAUCCCCUUGUUUACAGUCUUAAUGGAAUUUAAACCCCCUCCUUUCUCCUUUCUCCCUUUUUAGUUUGGUCCCUGUGGCUGUUUCCAAUUUUCCACUUUCUCUCCAGCUGCUUUUGGGGAGGGGUGCUUUUCUUGUCUUCUCUCCCCCCGACCCAGUCUCCAUCCUCUCUCCGCUUGCAAAAGCACCUCCCUUCUGUGCCUUCUCGCUCCCCAAGUUCACUUCUCCGCACCGGGUGCCUGCUGAAUUCUGUGGUUCAGUUUGUGCAGAUUGUUGUGUUAAUCCUCCAGUUUUCUAGGUGUGCAGGAUGGUUUAGUGUUGGUCUGGCUGUAUUUCAUGGAUGGGAGACACACAAAAAAACUUCCAUGCUGUUCCCUUUCAGUAUCAUUUCUAAUGUUACCUAUAUUAUGUAUAUACAUAAGCUAAUUUUAUAGACAGUAAAGAAGGUAUUGAAAAAACUACACAUUUCUAAAUUAAUAGUCCUUAAAUAUUUUGUGGUUAAUACAUCUAUACCAAUAAUUCAAGUAUGUCUAAGAUUUAUUUUUAAAAAUCACUGCUGCUAUUUGAUUACCUCUGUUCACUAGCUAGUUGAGAAGGACUAGAUGGAAUUCUGUAUCGGUCACUGCAGAACUAAAGAUCAAUGAAGUUGAAGCUUACUACAAGCACCAAGAGUAAAAUAUUACAACAGUGCCUCAGCCACCUCUGGGAUAAUAUCAGGUCUUCUAACAUUCUUGUAUUUCAAAUCCUAGAAGCUGGGGUAGGGGAGACAAAAACAAUGUAAGAAAUAAUGUCUGAAAAUUUCCCUAAUUGAUGAAAACUAUAAACUCACAGAUCCAAGAAAUUCAACAGGAAGGGUGACAUAUAAAGAAAACCUCUCUAAGGUAUACCAUGAUCAAACCAGAGAAAAUUGUAAAGCAGCUGGAGAAAAAAAAAAGGAUACAUUCCAUACAGAGAAUGACUAUAUAUGUCUUUUCUCAAAGUGGAAAUUAGAGACCUUGGUAUAACAUCUUUAAAGUGCUUAAAGAAAAAGCCUGGCAACCUAAAUUAUAUAUUCAGCCAAAAUAUCCUUCAGAAAAGGUGAGAAAAGACUUUUUCAGGCAGGGAAAAGAUGAGUAAAUUUGUUGCCAGUAGACCAGCACACCUGGUUUAUAAGAAAUGUUAAGGACCAAUGCACAGAAUGGAGUUCAGAAAUAGAUCCAUGCCUAUUGGACAUUUGGUUUUUGACAAAAGUGCGAAAGUAAUUUAGUAAGGAAAAGGCAGUCUUUUUUUUUUUAAGUUUAUUGAUUUUUGAGAGAGAAAGAGCAUGCAUGUGUGUGCAUACGAGUGGGGAAGAGCCAAAGAGGGGACGAGAACCCCGAUGUGGGGCUUGAUCCCAUAAACCAUAAAAUCAUGACCUGAGAUGAAAUCAAGAGUGGGACGCUUAACUGACUAAGCCACCCAGGCACUCUGAAAGGUAGUCUUUUUAACAAAUGGAAAAAUUACAUAUUCAAAUGGGAAAUAAAGCUCAACUUUUGCCUCACACCAUACGUAAUUUUAGUACAAAAUUGAGAUUGUGAAAUGGGUCAUAGACUUAAAUAAAAGCUAAAACUCUAGAAAUUCUAGAGAGAAAUUGAAUUUUGAAAUCGCUUUCUUUUGAUAGACAAAGAUUUCUUAAGACACACAAAGCAUGAACCAUGAAGAAAAAAAUAAUUGGAAUAUAUUAACAUUAAAACUUAUGCUAUAUUUGGGAUAAAUAUAUUCGACAAAAGACUUAUACUUGGAAUAUAUACAUAAUGCUUAUAGGUCCAUAAUGAGCUAAAUAUUGAGCAGGGAAAAGCUCCAGCCUAAUUCCAAGCCCCUGAGGCUUCCAGGUAUCCACUGGAACUCCCUGCUGGCUUCAAGGCUGCACAAAAGGCAAAGGGCCCACCUUCAGGGCUGAUGUGCCAGGUUAUUCCUGGGGUCAGAACAUCCUCAUGGAGCAAGAAAGAGGCCUUCUUCCAACAACCUCCAGUUAAAAUCUGUCCUGGCCUCUUAUAGAAACCCACUAAAAGCAAACAUGUUGUAUGACCACGGGGAAUCACCAGGAAGGCUCUCUCCAGUUAUCUAAACUGCAAGAGAGAUCUCACCUAAUAAAGGCUUUAAGGAAAUUUAAAAAAACAAAAAAAUGUCAAUGGAUGUUCCAUGAAAGACAUUAAAAUUGCCAAUAAACACAUAGAAGGAUGUGCUACAUCCUUAGUCCAUAGGAAAAGAAAACCACAUGGAGAUACCACUACAAACCCACCAAAUGGCUUCAAGAACAAAAACUGCCAGUACCAAAUAUUGAUGAAGAUCUGAAGCAGCUGGAUCUCUCUAACAUUGUCAGUACUCAAAAUGGUACGGCCAUUUGGAAGGUAUUUUGGCAGUUUCUUAUAAAGUUAAACAUGUGCUUACCAUAGGAUCCAGCAGUUUUAUUCCUAGGUACUUAUCCAAGAGAUGUGAAAAUAUACAUCUACACAAAGUGUUGAAUGUUCAUAACAGCUUUUUUCUUAAUGACUCCAAACUGGAAAGACCCCCAAAUGUUCAGUAGAUUGAUGGAUAGACAAUCGAGUGAAGGAAGCCAGAUACAAGAGAGGACUAACUGUAUAAUUAUAUUUCUGUGAAAUUCUAGAAAAGUUAAAACAUGUUCAUUGCAGCAUUAUUUACAAUUGCCAAGGUAUUAGAUUGGGAGCCAGUUAUUUUAUCUAAAGGGACAUAAGUUUGGUUUGAUUUCUAGCUAGUUUACCAUUUAAAGCUCUUUGAAAAUGUUCAGCUACAUGUUAGAACUCUCCAAAUUGGCAAAUUUCCAUUUCAUUGUACUUUUUUUUAUUAAAUCCCCUAUUUUAGGUGUGAGCCCAGUCAUGCUAAGAGAACAAAGUUCCUUUCUUUCAGGUGGUGGGUGUACUCUGUCCACUCUGUUUAAAAGUUUCCUGAAAUUUAUUUUUAAAGUCUGUUAUUAAUUUAUCAUCACUUCCUUUACAAUUUUGGAUCUGCCUUCAAUUAUCCAUAACAGAAAAAUGACAUGUCCCUAUGUAGUGCAAUUCAUAUAUAUUUUUUCCCCUUUCGAAGCCAUUUUCUUAUGCACAGUUGGGUUAUUUAAAUCUCCUCCUGCUGUCCCCCAUCCUGCUGCUUUUAAUCAUUUUUUUGCUUUUUGAGAGGCUAGAAAUUAAGCAAGCUAACUGUAUAAAUUAGAUAGCCAGGGAAGAUACAUAUACAGUAAAACCUUGGAUUGCAAGUAACUUGUUCUGCGAGUGUUCCGCAAGAGGAGCACACAUUUCUGGGGCACCUAGGUGGCUCAGUGGGUGAAGCAUCUGACUUUGGCUCAGGUCAUGAUCUCACCAUUCUUGACUUUGAGCCCUGCAUCGGGAUCUGUACUGACAGCUCUGAGCCUCUCCAAGCCUGUGUCUCCCUCUCUCUCUGCCCCUCCCCCACUCAUGCUCUCUCUGUCUCUCAAAAAUAAACAUUUAAAAAAAAGAUGAACAAGCAUUUAUAGUAAAUUUUAACUUGAUAAAUGAGCAAUGACUUGAAUUACAAGCAGUAUGUGACGUCCAAUGUCACAUGAUCACAACUGGGCCAAUGGUUCUCUCUCUCUCUCUCUCUGCAGGAUUGUGGGUGAUCGUCUCCUAUGCUUGGAUGCUCAGUCUCAGGGUAUGGUGUUUGGCAGAAAUUAAUGAUUUUUCACAACGUUGGAAGGUGCCCACAACUGGCACCAGUGUAAUUUUUGUCACUUCAAAGCACAUAUGGAGAGUCCUUUCUUUUUCCAUGCAAGAGUAAGCUUAGGAAUGCUUUGCUUCAUUCUAGGUCAGGCUGUCUAGAGAUAUAGACCCUUUCCUCUGCUGUCUUAUUGCCAGUUACAUUAAAUACAGUAUAUUACAAGAGUUUAUUAGUAAGUACUGUAGUCAACAUCUGUGCAAGCGAAUAUAAUGGCCCCAUGCAGAAAAAAGAUUCCAUUGAGCCAAUAGAUAGCAGUGAUUCCAUUAGCAAUAGUGGAAGUCGUCCUGCACAGUAACCCUCCUCUCUCUUUUCUCUCUCACACCAGCCACAAAGGUUUUCAAAGGUAAGUGCAGUUACUUUGUUUGUUUUUCUUAUAUUUUGUAUUUUCUUUACUAUUUUAUAUUAUAUUACAGUAUUGUAAUAAUCUGUAUGUGAAUAUUUUGGGUUGUGGAAUGAAUCAUCUGAGUUUCCAUUUCUUAUGAGAAGUUCACUUUGAUAUAUAAGUGCUUGUGAUUUCAAGCAUGUUUCUGGAACGAAUUAUGCUUACAAACCAAGGUUUUACUGUAUGUAUAUAUAUAUAUAUGUAUACACACACACACACACGCACGCAAUAUAUAUACAGUAUAUAUAUACAGUGUGUAUAUAUAUAUAUAUAUACACAGUGUGUGUGUGUGUGUAUAUAUAUAUAUAUAUAUAUACACUAGUAUGUAACAUAUAUAUCCUAUUGUGUGUGUGCUAUAUAUAUUAUAUAAUGCUCUAUAUAUGAUAUAUAAUAAAAUAUUUCCUGGUAUACAUGUGCUAGAGAGAGAGGGAGAGAUGGAGGGAGAGAUUUUAAGGAAUUGGCUCAUGUGAUUGUGGAGGCUGGCAAGUUCAAAAUCUGCAAGAUAAGCAAGCAGACAGAAGACCUAGGGAAGAGUUGAUGCUGCAGUUCAAGACAAAAGUGGUGUGCUGACAGAAUUCAUUCUUGCAGGGGAGUGGUAUCCGUCUUCUUCUGUGAAAGCCUUCAACUGAUUAAAUGAGGCCCACCCACAGUAUGCAAGAAAAUCUGCUUUACUCAAAUCUCCUGAUUUAAAUGUUAAUCUCAUCUAAAGAUGCCUUUAUAGAAACAUCUAGAAUAAUGUUUGGCCAAAUAUCUGAGUGUAAUGACCUAGCAAAAUUGACUCAUAAAAAUAACUGUCACAGGUACAAGAUACAACUACAUACUCUCUCCUUAGAGUCAAAAAACAUUAACAUUUUGCCAUAAUGUUUGCUCUUUCUCCCACCUCUCUAUAUACACAGUUUUUAUCUAAAUCAUUUGAAAGUAAGUUUCAGGCAGUGUAUAUUUCACUCCUAAAUAUUUCAACAUUCAUUUCCAAAAAAAAAGGACAUUAUCCUACAUAAAUAUCAGAACAUUAGCAAUAAUUCCACAAUAUCAUCUAAUAUUUAAGCCAAGUUUAAAGUUCCACCAAUUGUCUUUAAAAUAACUUUAAACUAAUAUCCAAUCAAGGUUUACACAUUGCAUAUAUUUAUCAUGUUUCUUAAGUUCUUUUAAAACUUUUAAAGGAGAGGAGCACCUGGGUGGCUCAGUCAGUUAAGCGUCCGACUUCGGCUCAGGUCAUGAUCUCACGGUCUGUGAGUUCGAGCCCUGCGUUGGGUCUGUCGGGUUCUGUGCCGACAGCUCAGGGCCUGGAGCCUACUUCUGAUUCUGUGUCUCCCUCCCCUCAGCUCCUCCCCUGCUCACACUCUGUCUCUCUUUCAAAAAUAAAUAAAGAUUAAAAAAACAUUUUUUUUUCAAACUAAAAAAACUUUUAGAAUAUCCUUCACUCAUUUUUAUGACAUUGUAAUUUUGAGGAGUCUAGGGUAGUAAACACAUAGCAUGUCCCAUAUGUGGAAUAUGUGUUGUUAUUUUAUUAUGGUGUCAUUUCUGUAAGCUGGCUGGAACUUAGGGCUAAAGGUUUGAUUAGAUUCAAGUUAAACAUUUUUGGCAAGAAUAUCCUACAAGUGAUCUGUGUACUUCAUAUCAUAUAUAUAUGUAUGUAUAUAUAUGUGUUUGUGUGUAUAUAUAUAUGUAUGUAUAUGUAUAUACACAUAUAUAUGCACAUACACAUAUAUAUACACAUAUAUACACACAUAUAUAUGUGUGGUAGGCUGUAUAAGUCUCCACAGAUGUUUAUAUCCUAAUGCCUGGAAUCUGUGAAUAUGUUACCUUACAUGGCAAAAUGAUAGUUUGCAGAUACUGUUAAUGAUCUUGUGAUGGGGAGAGUAUCCUGGAUUCUCUGGGUGAGCCUGAUGUUAUCACAGGGGUCCUUAUAAAAGGGAAGUAGAUAGGUUAGAGUCACAGAGAAAGAGAUGCAAUAAUGGAAGCAGAGGUGGGAGUGAUGCGAGGCCGUGAGAGCCAAGGAAUGUAGACAGCAUCUAGAAACUAGAAAAGGCAAGAAACAGAUUUGCCCUAGAGUCUGCAGAAUGAAAACAGCCAUGCUGACCCAUUUUAGACUUCUGACCUCCAGAACUAUAAAACAAUAAAUCUGUGUUGUUUUAAGCCACUAAGAUUGUAGUAAUUUGUUAUGUCGGCAAGAGGAAAUUAAUAUACAAGAUGAUCCUUGCAUGAAUUUCUAUUACAGUUUGCAAAAUAAUGAUUCUCUAAUUCCAUAAUACCUUCUAUUGGCACUCUAUAAAACAGAGCCCCUUCCCUUCAAAGAAAUAAAUCACCGCAAACUCAUGAUUUUUAAUCAUCCAAUGUAAUAUCAAUUAUAGUUAAUGUUCUCUUGAUGCUUAACUAGUCCCCAUUUUGGCUAAUGGGAGCCCCUAUAAUUUGUUUACUGUGACAGGUUAAAGACUAUCAUCACCCUGUUUUUUAGUUUUUGAAUGCUUCUGCAUUUUUUAGCAUAACAAAAUGUCCCAGGAUCUUCAUAUCUAUUUCCUGCCUCAGACUUGAAAAAAAUCAAUGUUACCUCAAAGAAUCAUGAUUUCUUUUCAGAAUGAUUGCUAUAGAUUGAAUGUGUCCCUCUCAAAUUCAUAUGUUAAAAUCCCAACCCUCAAUAUCAUGUCAUUAGGAGAUGAAGCCUUUGGGAGGGAUUCAGUAAUGGGGGAAGAGACCUCAUGAGUGGAUUAAUGCACUCAAAAAAGAGACCCCAGAAAGCUCCCUAGCUCCUUUGCCAUGUGAGGACACAGUGAUAAGAUGGCCAUUUACAGUCCAGGAAGGGGAUUCUCACUGACACUGAAUCUGCUGUCACUUUGAUCUUGGACCUCCCACUCUCCAACUAUGAGAAAUAAAUGUUUGUUGUCUAAGCCACCCAGUCUAUGGUAUUUUUAUUACAGCAACCUGAAUGGACCAAAACAGGAUAAUGUUUAGAAACCAAGCUUUGGGUAUCUUGAAACAUUGAAUAUCUGCAAGAGAAUGCUCAUAUUUAUAUAUAUUUGCAAAUUUGGAUCAUUUAUCUAAAGUAACUUUGGGGCAGCUAAAUGUAGACUGUUUUCUUUUAUUUCUGUCAACAUUUAAAAUAAUUCCUUCCCUUUCACUCUCUAUGCCCUGGCCCAGAUUUACUUUGGUUUAUAGGACUUAUCAUAUCUGCCAUUGUAGUAUAUAUUACUUUGUUGAUUUAUUCCAUUGUCUGUCUUUCCAACUAAGGCAAGGACUUUGUCUAUCUUGUUCAUUGCUGUAUUUCCUGGGCCCAGAACAAUAUCCGGUACAUGGCAGACCUCAGGAAAUAUUAGUUGAAUGAAUAAAUCAAUGAGCAAGCCUCACUACUACUGAGUUUUCAUGCUCACAUGACAGGAACAUUUUCCCUCCUGCUUUUGAUUUGAUGCCCUAGCAAGGUGUAUGUAGUUUCUUUUAUUAUGUAUAAUCCCCUUCUCAAUGGGUAAAUGGUAUAAUUUGAUAGGUGAACUUGCUUUUACAGUCCUAUAAUAAAUGUCAUUUAUUCUAAAUACCACACGGUGGCGCUAAUUGUGUAUGGAAUCUAAAUGCCAGGAUGGGCAGUAAAUUUGAUAGGGUCUGAAGUCACUGAGCAAUGGGAAGAUGGCUUUGCUUACUGGCAGAUUUUUCGUAGAUGGAUAUGUUGUAGGAAACUGCUCAAUAAAAAGUUUAAUAGACAGAAUUUGUUGAUGUUAAAAGGGUUAAGUGCAUCAGUCAAAUCAGAGGGAACUUACCUACAUCUCUUCUCUGAUUGCUGGAACCACAGAUUUUAUCAUUGAGUUCUGCUGUGAUUACCCCCAUCCUCAGAAGGUUUUUUUCUGGAUGGUGUAGUAUAUCAGUUAGGAUAAUAUAGAUUAUGCAGUAACAAUCAAUCUCUAAAUCUCAGUGGAUUCAAACAAACAAACAAAAGGUAUAUUUUUUGUUCACACUACGUGUCCAGUAAGAGAUACUUGGGGGCUGUGCUCUGCAGUGGUAUCACCUGCCCUCCUGGACUCAGCUGAUGGUCAGCCUCUACUUGAUAUGAUGGUAAAUGAGACACUACCUCUGAAGGAUCUCACAUGAGCAAUUAGAUCCUAAACCUGGAAGUGAUACAGUUUAUUGGCCAGAACAUGACCCUUCUCAACUACAGAGGUCCCCCAAGUACAAUUCUAUCAUGUGGCUGGAAGAUUGAGAAGCAUUGGGUAAGCAGUAACAAUAGUUAGCACAUGUUGCAGGUAACUAUCUCUCUUGUUUUAAUUCUAAGAAUGGCUAUUGUAGAGCCAAUUAACUCAUACUAUUGCAUCAGAAAGAUC